Cinara cedri is the source of this 655-nucleotide messenger RNA. The record is from the annotation of a GenBank genome assembly. NCBI's taxonomy places the organism in Eukaryota, Metazoa, Arthropoda, Insecta, Hemiptera, Aphididae.
AUGAUUUUACUGUCUGGCAAUUUCUGUCAAACACUGUCAGUCAUUCCAAGAUCGACUACUGCCGAUGGAAUAAACGCUUACCUUAAAUCAUCAAAUCUGUGGCGCUAUGUGAAGAAACUUCAGCUGUCAACAAACAAAAGAAAUGCUUUGCAGAACGAUCCAUCUGCUCAAGAUUUCUCCAUGCAAUUGCUGACUAUCGGUAAUGGCCGUAUUCCUGUCAAUGAAUCGAGCGGAUUGAUUUCAUUUCCUCCGAAUUUUCGCAAUUUUGUCUCACCUAAAGACGAGCUCAUCAGAAAAGUAUUUCCAAACAUUAUUGCUCAGUGCUAACUAUAAAUAUAACGAAUGGUUGUGUGAGCGAGCUAUUUUAACGGCUAAUAAUAAAGAUGUAGAUGACUUAAACAUUGUAAUUCAGAAUCAAAUCGUUAGUACUCUGCAUUCAUUCAAAUAUAUUGACUGUUUAACAAAUGAAGAUGAAGUAAUCAACUAUCCAAGUGAAUUUUUAAACUCAUUGGAUGUGCCUGGCCUACCACUGCAUAAUUUACUACUAAAGGUGGGCUCGGUAGUCAUCAUGCUUCGAAAUCUAAACCAACCAAAACUAUGCAAUGAAAUGCGUUUGGUGGUGAGAAAACUGAUGAUCAAUAUGAUUUACGUAACG